Messenger RNA from Carcharodon carcharias (great white shark), 855 nucleotides. Its product is annotated as proline-rich protein 29-like. The record is from RefSeq and is a predicted model, not a curated record. Lineage: Eukaryota; Metazoa; Chordata; Chondrichthyes; Lamniformes; Lamnidae. The coding region runs from base 96 to 716 and encodes 206 amino acids. The transcript has 6 exons.
GCAACCAGCUGUAUGGUUUCUCAAACUGUUUACUAGCUGGUUGAUCUACAGCAGCUUUCUCUAAAUUCAGAUUGUAGAGCCUGUGGGUGAAGAACAUGCACUUUGCAGAGAACAAUGUCUUUCCUCCUCAAGCGUGGAAGCAGGACCCUCAGGGAGUGCAAAUAAUUCAACAGCAGAUUCCACAACAGCCGACAACUAUAUUCCAGAAUCUCUCCGGACUGCAGCAUCUUCAAACUCCACCAAUCAGGAACGGGCAUGUGAAGGAAGACCUGGUGGAGCUGAUGAUGAUACAGAAUGCCCAGAUGCACCAAGUGAUCAUGAAUAACAUCACCAUGGCAGCACUCACGAGCUUUGGUUACAGUGCGCAGCCACAGCCUGCCGUUCAGAACCCAGUGUCAAUCAGAAUGGAAGAGGACGGGCCCGACACUGUUUAUCACCAUCACUAUGAGCCUUGGCCAUACCCUGCAUACCCCUCUUGGCCUACACUGCCAUCCCAGGCCCAGGUCCAGAACCAACCUCAGACACAUCACAUGAUGAGACUACUGCAAGAGAAUCUGAGGCCAACGGUACGGCAUGUCAGUGGAGAUGCACCUCCGGGUCCCCGGAGAGAGAUGAUAUCUGUGCCACCACCCCCACCGCCAAGCGCCACAGGGACAGUUGGGGCUGAUGUGCGUCCAGCUUCAGAGUAUUACGAUGUGGCUGAUGGCCAACUGUGAAGAGUCCCAUCUGUUCGGUGGAGAUCCUUCCUCAAACCACACUUCUGGCUCCUUGACUGCCGAGACCUCACAGCCUGAACACCCGCAGCUAAUGAAAUGAGACUCUGUAAUCAUUGCAAUAAAUCCGCACAUGGCUGGA